AUGGUUAAUUUAAAUCCACAAACAAUUUCCGAUAUCGAAGAAUGUUUAAAAUGUUUACUUCAACCAAAUAAUGAAAUUAUUAAAAUGGCAACUGAUAAACUUAAUGGUAUAUUAAAAAAGAGUGAAAAUUCUUUAUAUUUAUACCAUUUGUUACAAAAUUCACCAUUUAAUGAAAUUAAACAAUUAUCAGCCGUUAUUUUAAGACAAAAAUUAGUUGCACAAUGGAUCAAAUUCGAUAUUCCAUCUAGAAAGUAUAUUAAAGAAACUAUCCUCCAAUUAGUUUUAUCACAACCAAGUCAAUUAGUUAGAAGAUCAAUUUCUGAAGUUAUUAUUAUUAUUGCUAGAAUCGAAACUGCUGCAGGUACAUGGCCAGAUUUAUUCCCAUUUUUAAUUCAGUUAACAUCACACCAAGAUCCAAUUACAAGACAAAUUCAAAUACAUAUUUUAGAUUCAUUAAUUCAAAAUGUUACCAAUAUUUUAAAACUUUGCCCACAAUUACCUGAAGUAUUAAAAACAACAGUUGUAGAUCCAGAGUUAUCAGUUAGAGCACUCUCAGUUAAGGCAAUUGGUUCAGCAAUUUAUGCCGUUCAAGCAGAAUCUAAAGUUAAACCAUUUAUCGAAUUAAUUCCAGCUUCAUUACAGGUUAUUAAGCAAUGUAUUGAAAAUGAUAUGGAAGAUGAUGUCAUUUCAGCUUUUGAAAUUUUUAAUGAUCUUGCAGAAAGUCCAUAUGCAACAAUUAAACUUCAAAUUCCAUUAAUUGUUACAUUUAGUAUUGAUAUAAUUAAACAUCCAGAUAUUGAUAAUUCAAUUAAAACUGUUGCAAUCGAAUUCUUAGAAACUAUUAUCCAAUACCAACCAAAAAUUUUAAAAGAUAAAAAUUUAUUAAAUCCAAUCUUACAACUUUUAUUCAAUAUUUUAACAUUAGAAAAUAAUUCAGCAGAUGAAAAUGAUUACGAAUUUAAUAUUUAUCAAUCAGCAGCUAUUGCAAUUAAAGAAUGUGGUAAAAGUUAUUCAAGCAAACUUAUUUACUAUCCAAUUUUACCAUUAUUAAAAGAGUAUUCAGAUAGCGCCAAUCCAAACUUCAGAAAUGCAGCUAUGACAAUUAUUCAACAAUUAUCCUAUGGUUGUGUCGAAACUAUGAAGGACGAUCUUGAUAAUAUUAUCCAAUUCGUAAUCAGAGGCUUAAAAGAUACCGAUAAAAAAGUAAAGCAAAAUGCAUGUGUUUGCAUUGGUAAAUUAUCACAAACCCUUACACCAGAAAUCUAUAAAUAUACCAAUACAAUUUUCCCAUUAGUAUUCGAUAAUCUUGCCGAUCCAGAUGACCAAUUCAUCCUUAGAUGCUGCUUUGCUCUCGAAAACUUUUUAUUAGAUCUCGAACCAAAAGAAAUUAAACCAAUUCUUCCAAACAUUAUGGAUAAAUUAGGUCUAUUAAUUCAAAGAGAUAGUGUUCAAGUUAAAGAAUUUACAAUUUCAGUAAUCUCUUCAAUCGCUGUCGCCAUGGAGUUACAAUUUGAACCAUAUUUCGAACAAGUUCUCAAAACCUGUCUUAGUCUUAGCAAAACUGAUGACCCAGCUCUUUAUCUCCUCAAAGCCCAUUCAAUUGAUUGUAUUGGUUCAUUAAUUAAAACUGUUCCAAAAGAACGUUUCAAGGUACAUUUAGUCGAACUCUUUAACUAUAUUCAUGAUACAGUCGAAAACACUAAAUCAAGCGAAGUCAUUGAAAGUUCAUUCAUUUUCUACUCUAAUGCUUUUGAACAUUUCGGUGAAGAAAUUGGUGAAAUUUUACCACGUAUCUAUUUACAAGUUUUCAAGUCUGCUACUUCAGAUGAUGGUGUUGUUAGUCACAGAGCCGAAAAUAAAAAUGUUAGUGGUAUCGAUAAUGAAGGUGAGGACAAAGUUAUUGAUGAAGACGAAGAUUAUGAAUCAAUUAGUGUACGUACUUCUUUCCUCGACGAAAAGUCUGCUGCCAUUAGUUGCAUUAGUGUUAUGGCUCGUUCAUUACCAGUCUCAUAUUUCCCACACAUCGAAACUACCAUCCAAAUCAUUGAACCACUUACUCAAUAUUUCCACGAGGAGAUUAGAGAUAAUGCCCUUUUAGCUCUCCAAUCAUUGGUUAUUCCAACUAAUCAUCAUUUCCCAGCUCAAACUCAAUGGGUUCAAGGCGAUAUUAAUCAUCAAGUCUCUCCACAAAUGAGAACACUUUUAGAUUUCUCAUUCCAAAUUUACACACAUAUUUUCACAAUGGAAAGAAAGAAAGAGGUUGUUGCUCGUGCUUGUGGCUGCAUUGCUCAAACUAUUGCCGAUUUAGGUCCAGGUGCAAUUGCCCCUUAUUUAGGUGAAGUUGGUCAAUCAUUAUUAAAAAUCUUCAACAAUGGUCUUUACUGCCAAACUUGUUCCUCACCAGACACCAACGACGAAGCUGAUGUAGAAAAUGAAGAAGAAAACGAUGAAGACGAAGAAAAUGAUGAAGAUGCUUUUGAUGAAGAUGAAGAUACAGAUUACCAAUUAAUUAAUAGUGCUGCCGAAUGUAUUAUUGAAAUGGCUACUGCUAUUGGUAAAGAGUUUAAGGUAUACUUGGAAGCUUCACUCCCAUUCCUCUUAAAACUAACCAAGAAGAAUACUCUCACUUCAAUUAGGGCUGUUGUUAUUGGUACUAUUGCCGAAUGCUUCAAAUUAGUUGAAUCUGACUAUUCUGGUUAUCUUCCAAGACUCUAUCCAUUAGCUCUUAAAGGUCUUAAGGACACUUCAAGUAAAGUUCAAAGAGUUUCAUGCUAUUUAAUGGGUGUUCUUUUACAAAGAAGUAUUUCAUCUACUGAAGAACAAUAUACUCAAGCCCUCCAACUUAUUUCACCACUUAUUGCCGAGGAAGAUCAAGAACGUGUAGUUUUAGAUAAUGCAAUUGGUUGUGUUUGUCGUAUGAUUGCAACCCAACCAUCAUUUGUACCAGUUGCAUCAGCUUUACCAGUAAUUCUUUCUAAAUUACCAAUUCAAGAAGAUAGAGAAGAGGUUGAACCUUUGGUCGAUGCACUUUUUGUUCUCUUUAAUACUAAAUUCGAUUUGGUAGCCCCACAUACUCAAGUUAUUGUCCAAUCAUUAGCUCCAUACUUUAAUAAAUCUAAUGACCUUUCAUUAAAACAAAUUAUAACAGAUAAAAUCAAUCAACUCAUCUCAAGUUUAUUAGCUAGAUUCCCUGAUCAAAUGAAACAAGUUUUAUCAAGUAUUCCAGAAUUUAAUCAUUAUGUUAAUAAAUAA
Molecule: messenger RNA, 3252 nt
Organism: Dictyostelium purpureum
Lineage: Eukaryota; Evosea; Eumycetozoa; Dictyosteliales; Dictyosteliaceae
Exons: 5
Coding region: 1-3252 (1083 amino acids)
Biological process (GO): protein import into nucleus
Cellular component (GO): cytoplasm; nucleus
Molecular function (GO): nuclear import signal receptor activity; small GTPase binding
Source: RefSeq, a predicted model, not a curated record